AUGUUACAUGAGGAUCUGCGGGAAAUGUGGCUGAUGAUGCCAGGUCUGAUGGCGUCGCUGAGAACCCACAUGGCCAACCACCGCCAACAUCUCUCCAAGAGCCAUCUCAAAGACAUGGUCGUCCAGCUCAGUUUGGCCAUCGUUGAGGUUGGAAUCAUCACACUCGCCAUUCCGCUAUUCGCCGUGCUUCCCGGGAUUCUUUUCGCCGCCUGGUUAGGAAUUUCGAUAAGCAUAGUUUUCGGUCUGAGUUGGUUCAUGAACGGCAACGAAAUCAUGGUUAGCUGUGACGAGUUCGGCAACAGCACUACAGACAUUGACGGCGACAACGAGAGGUGGAUCUUCAUCGGUGGCAUGGGUACAAGCUCACACCACCUAACACAAUGCACGAUCCCUCGUCUCGCCCGCCUUUUCGGGCGCUCCUUCAGCGGUAUCCAAAUGGCAACCUACGGUCUGCCUUUCGACAUGAUUCUCCUAGCCAUACAGCGUUGCUUUCCUCUCCAAACGCAGGCUUCGCGGGCGCUUUACGCCGAGCUCCGCUCGGUCCUCCUGGAUGCCUCUGUCCACCGCGUUGCCGUUCUCGCCCACAACAACGGCUCUCUCCCCGUCGCCAAUGUUCUCGCCCGCCUCUGCUCCGAUAUCCAGCCCGAAAAGCUCACAAAGUUGGAGAUUUAUACGUUCGGCGCUGCCGCUUCAGAGUUCGUUGUGCCUGUUGGCGAAAGUGGUCGCAAGCCGGCCCGCUUCGAUGACGGCUCUGUCGUCGUUGAGGAGCGGGGUCCCCACAUCGAGCACUUCGCCUACGCAAACGACCCUUUCGCACAGCUGGGCGUCCUCAGUUCCGUCCACAAGAAGCUCGAGAGCCGCUUCUGUGGCGGUGUCUUCGUUAUUCACAACCAGGUUCCCCAACCUUCAGGCCACUGGGUGCCUGACCAGCGCCCGGUAAUGCUCCUGACCGACUACCUCUCGGCUCUGUUUCCCGAUCCGUCUUCUCCGCACGCCCCCAACAGCAUUCUCGACUACAUUAUGAUGAUUGACAGAGACAUGGCCGAGAAGCGCGAGCUGGCUGCCAUGGCGAACUACGCGCAGACCAGGCGUUCCCGCAAGGACAACCGCCGUCUCAGCUGGACCGGCCUGGGGGCGACAGUGGGCGGCAAGAGUGGCGUCAUGGAUGGCGUCAUGGGACUCGAGAUGGUAAGACGCGGGUGCCGGGACUGCGAUGGCCACCGAGGCCGUGAGGUCAGCUGGCUUGCCAAUUACGUGCAAACUGGCUGGGUCGUGGAAAAAGAGUCGCACAUCGUCGACGCCAUGGGCAUCGGGAGCAAGUUGUAA
Colletotrichum graminicola M1.001 is the source of this 1326-nucleotide messenger RNA. RefSeq lists its product as uncharacterized. The transcript is spliced from 2 exons. Lineage: Eukaryota; Fungi; Ascomycota; Sordariomycetes; Glomerellales; Glomerellaceae. The record is from RefSeq and is a predicted model, not a curated record. The coding region runs from base 1 to 1326 and encodes 441 amino acids.